Molecule: messenger RNA, 2655 nt
Organism: Gloeophyllum trabeum ATCC 11539
Lineage: Eukaryota; Fungi; Basidiomycota; Agaricomycetes; Gloeophyllales; Gloeophyllaceae
Exons: 7
Coding region: 1-2655 (884 amino acids)
Source: RefSeq, a predicted model, not a curated record
AUGCAAUCGUCGUCUCUCAUCGAUCGAGUCAAAUUUGCACAGGCCUCACGUUCUUCAAGUUCUGCUAGGCCUCAACACCCCCGGUCCAGUCAAUCGCCUGCUGCAGUGGAAGAAGUGUCUCAGCCGCAGCAUGAUACUUCCAUCUACGAUGACACUCAAGAUCAUACCCUGACGUUUCGUUUGGCACCAGAGCCUCCCGAUGGAGAGAGAGCGCGUAGACGAAGGAAGAAAGAGAACCAGUCUGCGCGCUGGCGUACCGAAGUCAUACCAGCGCUCACUCAGCCAUUUCUACAACUACUGCAGCGUACGAACUGGCUGCGGGAACGAUCACCCAUUCGUAAUUGCUCCGCUCGCUCCUGUGAGUGUCCGCGACGACCCAUCAAAAUUCUCGCAAUCCACUUCAAUCACCUUAAGACGAUCGAACUCGAUGUCUGCCCAUGCAGACCGAGUUAUAGCCAGCUGUUGGAGCAGCAACUUUUUCCCUGUGCUCCGCUUUUCCCCUCCCUUGCGGUAGAUCUCAAUGUACUCGAAUUUGUUUCUCAUCUCUUUGUUGAGUUGCCACCAAAUAAUACCGCCUGGUGCAAUGCCGUCGAGACAUUCCUGCAGUCACGCUCCUAUGCAAUCGCUUCUAAGGAUUGUCUUCGUCGACGGUUUAGUAAUGCACUGUCAUGGUACCACACACUGCGUGACACUGCCGAGAAGACAGUACACGAUUGGAUUCAAGGUAGCCGCCCCUGUCAGCUCUUGGAAGGUAUGCAUCAAACGGAUGACUCAUCGCCGGGACUUGAGACACCCACCACGACGAGGGCGAUGUCUGGGACCACCGCCGAUCUGCAACGGCCGAGCGAGUACCUUCGCUCACGGUGCCCUGCCUGCUUUGGAGGACAGACCUCAUACGAUCCGACCCUUUUAGCCGAUUACAUUGUCGAAAUGGAUGCUUGCUUUUCUCAGAAGCGGCAGAAAGGUUCGCACGACCCGAAGAACUCGCACCCGGACACUGUCUGGCUCUCAGAAGACACUGCGGCGGCAAUGGAAGCCGAAGUCGAGCGGCUCAGGGCUCACAAUCCGUCCGGCGCUCUUAAAAAGCACACCGGGCAGGAUAAGGAGGUCGCCGACGAUGAAGACGGCUUCGAGGGCACACUCAAGGUUCCCAAGUCUGCCCUAGAUGAAUGUGACAAUACAUUCACGGCUGCCGACGAGAAACGCAAGAAAGCAAGUACAUCCCUUUAUGACGACACCGGCAUCAUGGCGUUAAACUGCCGCCACGAUGUAGUAUUAUGGCUUGUAAACAUGCGCUCAGCGGGUGAAAAGCAGUUCUACGCGCUGGCUCUCCUCAAGGAGCUCUUCAACCACCUGCCGCCGAAGGUCCGUGUCGGGUUGCUCUACGAUGUUGCUUGUUCCCUCCACCGUAGUUGCUUGAAGUGGGGUUACUUGCCCGAGUAUAUUGAUCGCCUCGUAUUCGGUAUUUCAGUUUUCCAUGCCUACGGCCACCAGUGGCCGUGCCAAUUGGUGUAUCAUCCUCGCAAAUGCGAAGGCUUCGGACUGUCGAACGGCGAGGGUUGCGAGCGACUAUGGCUGUCGCUCAUGCGGCUCGUGCCUUGUCUGCGUGUGUCUGGAUAUCACCAGCGACUCUAUGUCCUCGAUUCACAAGUCCACCAUCGCGACGCUAAAAUACGUCGGGACUUAGGCCAGUGGCUAUUCAAACACACGGAACAGUUGAAAGCUAAACGCGCGGAAGCUCGAGCCGCCUUUGGUGACUGUGGGAUUGCCGAGGAGACACUGCGAUCUGAGUGGACAGCUCAGAUCAAAGCACAAACACAACCUCUUCCCCGUCGCGCUAAGAACAAGGGAAAAGAUGCAGUGGCCAACAUCAUUCGCUUACAAGCACGGACGAAAGUCCUGGCCGAGAGGGCUGCGUCCCUCGAGAAGAUAAUCUUGGACGAUACCACGAGCCAGGCCGAGCUCGUACAGGCAGAAAUGCGACUCACCGACGUACGCACGAAGUUAUCUCGAGAGCAGGCCCUUCUCAAGGCCAAAGAGCGUGAACUGGGCGUAGACGGACGGGCUGAUUUGCAACGUCUACGGAACAGCAAGUAUCUUACUCAUCGCCUCAAUGCCCUGGCUCUGAAGAAAAGGCUCCGGGAGCGGCUUCGCCAAAGGAAGUUCGAGCUCGAACGUGUAGAGCGAGCCUACCGUAAUCUAGCAAAUGAUAAACGUAUACAUUCGCACACCGAAACACAGGUGAAGCGUCGAGAACCGGGCAUUCAACAGCUCGCCCGUGAUUUCAACGGGCUCUGCGGCGUGAUGCGUGAUCUUAUACGCAAAGGACAAGCACCGCCAGGUUCCGUAGCACCCGAUACCAUCGAUAGCAAAGCACUCUUCAAGCUGGACGUGGACGAUACCAUCUGGCAGGACGUCGGCUUGGAUGAAGAUCCGAAUUCGGGAGAAUCAAUCCCGCCCUGGCUAGGAGAUGACGCUGUCCGGACGGGUAUCAGAGCAUGGGUUGAGCUGCAGAGAUGUCAAGAGGAAGAGAAGCGGUUAAGGCGUGAGAGGCGUGCGAUCCAGGAGUGGUUUGCAGAGGAGUGGGAAAUGGUAUCAAAGGCGGAAGCAAGUGCAGGUACGCGAAGCUACGUUACAAUCCAGGGAUGGCGCUGA